Dissoconium aciculare CBS 342.82 is the source of this 1943-nucleotide messenger RNA. RefSeq lists its product as uncharacterized. The record is from RefSeq and is a predicted model, not a curated record. Lineage: Eukaryota; Fungi; Ascomycota; Dothideomycetes; Mycosphaerellales; Dissoconiaceae. The transcript has 4 exons. Bases 215 to 1573 code for a protein of 452 amino acids.
UGUCCUUCACGCCGAUCACAUCCUCCAUCGUCGUCAUUUUCACCAUCGAACCCACCACCGUACACCUCCGCGCGAUCUCUCUCUCUCGCGUUCUCGUUCCUUUUCCUCAAUCUCAGUGAAUCCGUUCGACAUCGACUCCUCUCCUCUCCUCACCUCACCCUUCGUCCCUCGACGACCGACCGACCGACCGACCGACCGACAACCCGAUGCGAAGAUGAGUUCCGCGUUCCCACCCGGCCUCGACCUGGCCACCACCCCCCUCGGCCCGCCGCCGCCGGGCGUCGCCCCCGACUUCGACGCGCAAGACUCCGCGCCUUCGAUCCGCAUCCUGUGCAUCGUCCUGUUGGUGCUGAUCACGCUGUUCACCAGCGCGCGCGUGUACACCCGCGCCGCCGUGCUCAAGUCGUUCGGCUGGGAUGACGCUUUCCUCGUCCUGGCCUGGGCCUCGGUCGUCGUGCAUAUGACUUUCAUCCUGCUCGUCCUAAGAGAUGGGUUCGGCAGACAUAUCUGGAACAUCCCGCUCUCCGUCGCCCCCGAGCUGUUCAAGAACUUCUUCGUGCUCGAGGUCUUCUCGUGCGUCGUCUACCUCAACCUCAAGCUCGCCUUCCUCGUCACCUACCGACGCAUCUUCGCCCCGGCCGCGGUCUACAAGUGGGCCAUCAACGCCGGCAUCGUCGUCGUCACGCUCUUCUACGUCGGGUCCUUCUUCUGGCUCAUCUUCAAAUGCCAGCCCAUCGCCAAAUCCUGGAACCCGUUCCUCGACGGCACCUGCGCGGACGAGUUCGUGCCGGGCGGGGAGACGGGCAUCUUCAACGUCAUCUCCGACGUGUACAUCCUGCUGCUGCCGAUCCCCAUGAUCUGGAAGCUGCAGACCGACGUCAAGCGCAAGGUGCAGCUCCUGACCGUCUUCUCCGUGGGGCUGUUCGCGACCAUCACGAGCAUCAUCCGCCUGGCGCAGACCAUCACCCAGGCGAAGAACCCCGACUCGACGUACGCGCUGGGACAGGUCAUCAUCUGGGCCGUCCUCGAAUACUCCGUCGGUCUGAUGGUGGUCAGCACCUUCGUCUUCACCGCGCUGUGGAACCAAGUCCUCCGCGAGCCUCUCGUGCGCUGCUGGUCGACCCUGACCUCUCCGCUGCUCAGCAGCAGCCGCGGCGACGGCAACAGCAGCAGCGGCGGCUCCUGGUCGAUGCGCAGCGGCCGGGCCGGCAAGACGGCCCACGGCUACGGCUCCUACGCGACCGCGACCCGCGUGGGAGGGCGCGACGACGCGCGCUUCGAGGGGGCCUCCGACCUGGAGUCCGCCAGCCGCAGCAGCGCGAAGCGGGAAGCCGACCGCAGCUGGGCGGACGAGGAGGACGGCACGGCGCCCACCCCGCCCUCGCCGCGGGGCGACGCCCGCGUCGUGCAGAGGGACUGGGCGGCGCCCGCCGAUCAGCGCAUCACGGCGACGACGACCACGACGGUCUCGGUCCGCACGAGGGAGCCGGCGGAGGACGACGACGACGAGAGGCACCUCUUCGACGGCAUCCCGCGGGGCAACAGCCGGACGAGCACGCUGGUGAACCAGUGAUGGAUUCGUGGUCCAUGCGACGAUUUACGACGGGAAGGGCAUGACAUGACGAUGGGUUCGGCGUUUUGGGGGGGACUUUUACUGGACGGUUCUUUAUGUAUUUGAAUGAUACCUCUUCUUCGAUUCUGACGAUGUGAUGAGUCCGCGCGAAUGGUGGCCGUGAAAGUCCUGAGUCCGGUGGAGUGCAUUUUCGGGAAACAUCACGUCUGAUCUGACCCCGCUGGGUUAUGUACCUCUUCGUCUCAUCUACCUCGAAUGAGAUAUUCGAACGCAUCACGUGACCCGCUGGGGUGAAGGCGACUUGCACCAGGGACAGACAAGCCCUUCCGGUCGUCCACAAGGCCCACGCCGGCGUGACCAAGGGAGCUCA